Aureobasidium melanogenum CBS 110374 is the source of this 1221-nucleotide messenger RNA. RefSeq names its product 4-hydroxyphenylpyruvate dioxygenase. The coding region runs from base 1 to 1221 and encodes 406 amino acids. Lineage: Eukaryota; Fungi; Ascomycota; Dothideomycetes; Dothideales; Saccotheciaceae. The record is from RefSeq and is a predicted model, not a curated record. Gene Ontology annotation, molecular function: 4-hydroxyphenylpyruvate dioxygenase activity. Gene Ontology annotation, biological process: L-tyrosine catabolic process. The transcript is spliced from 3 exons.
AUGGCACCAGCCGCCAUCACACCACCUCGCGAGACAUCGCCCCCUCCCACCACACAAGCAGAGAUGUCUUCAUAUCAAGGCUACGACCACGUGCACUGGUACGUUGGCAAUGCCAAACAAGCAGCCGCCUACUACAUCGCCCGCAUGGGCUUCGAGAAGAUCGCAUACAGAGGUUUGGAGACCGGGUCUAGAGGACUCGCAUCCUACGUCGUGCGCAACGGAGGCGUCACUUUUGUCUUGACUUCUCCUCUGCGUGGAUUGGGUAUGUUGCAUGAUGUCCCUGAGGAGGAGAGGGAGUUGGUUAGGGAGGUGCACAAGCAUCUCGAGACUCAUGGUGAUGCUGUCAAAGAUGUGGCAUUCGAAGUCGAUGAUGUAGAGUCCAUCUACAACGCCGCAGUCUCGGCAGGAGCAACCUCCAUCAAAGCCCCCAACAUAAUCCACGAAGGCAAACUCGGCUACGUCAAGACCGCCACAAUCCAAACCUACGGACAAACCACUCACACCCUGAUCGAGCGCCAAAACUACCGCGGCCUCUUCUUCCCUGGCUUCCGUCUCGAACCCACCACAAAGGACCCCUUGAACCUGAUUCUCCCACCCGUCACCCUCGAAGCGAUCGAUCACUGCGUCGGCAACCAAGACUGGAACGAAAUGGACGAUGUGUGCGCCUACUACGAAAAAGCCCUUGGUUUCCACCGUUUCUGGUCCGUCGACGACAAGGAGAUGUGCACCGAGUUUUCGGCCUUGAAGUCAGUCGUCAUGGCUUCUCCCAACGAAGUUAUCAAAAUGCCCAUCAACGAGCCUGCAGAGGGGAAGAAGCAAUCCCAGAUUGAGGAAUAUGUUGACUUCUAUGGCGGUGCUGGUGUUCAGCAUGUCGCUUUCAGAACUACUGACAUCGUUACUGCCAUCAGAAACCUCAGAGCCAGAGGCAUGGAGUUCAUCAAGGUUCCUGAGAACUAUUAUGUGGCUAUGAGAAAGAGACUUGAGGCUGCUGGCAUGAAGUUGAAUGAGGACUUUGAUGUCCUUGCCAGCCUUGACAUCUUGAUUGACUUUGACGAAGGCGGUUAUCUCCUACAGUUGUUUACUAAGCAUCUGCUGGACCGCCCUACUGUCUUCAUCGAAAUCAUCCAGCGCAACAACUUCGACGGCUUUGGUGCUGGUAACUUCAAGUCGCUCUUCGAAGCCAUCGAGAGAGAGCAGGAGUUGAGAGGCAACCUGAUCUGA